AGCGGUCUGUCGGGGUUCGCCAUGGUCGAGGCGUCUCACCGAUACAGAGGCGGGCCUUCGAAACAUAAGCUGCAUUACAGAAAAGAAGUAGAAAUUAGAACCACACUUCAGGAGUUGUUACUCUACUUAAUUUUUCUAAUAAACCUCUGUAUAUUGACUUUUGGGAUGGUAAAUACACAUAUGUAUUACUUUAACAAAGUUAUAUCAUCUCUGUUUUUGGAUACUUCCGUCCCUGGUGAUGAAAGAACCAACUUUAAGUCUAUUUGCAGCAUAACUGAUUUUUGGAAGUUUAUGGAAGGACCCCUUUUGGAAGGUUUGUACUGGGAUUCAUGGUACAAUAACCAAAAGCUGUAUAAUUUAAGAAACAGCAGUCGAAUCCACUAUGAGAACAUUCUUCUUGGAGUCCCCAGAGUUCGGCAGCUAAAAGUUCGCAAUAAUACAUGCAAGGUCCAUUCAUCCUUUCAGGCUCUGAUGAGUGAAUGUUAUGGCAAGUAUACUUCUGAAAAUGAAGACUUGUCUGAUUUUGGCAUCAAAAGUGGUACUGAUUGGACACACUCUACUUCUAACACCAACUCGCCUUGGCACUGGGGAUUCGUUGGUGUUUACCAAAAUGGGGGAUAUAUUUUCACCUUAUCAAAAUCAAAAUCUGAAACCAAAAACAAGUUCACUGACCUUCGACUGAACAGCUGGAUCACAAGAGGGACCAGGGUUAUAUUUAUUGACUUUUCAUUAUACAAUGCUAAUGUAAAUCUGUUUUGCAUCGUUAGAUUCUGUAAAGUCUCAAGAGGAACAGGUUUAAUUCUUGCCACAUACUUGUCCUCUAAACAGGAGAUUCAAAGAGCUGAGCCAAUGAAAAAAUGGAAAGAGAAGCUUGAGAAAAGGUAUUAUUCUACAGAACUGCAGGAUGACUACCAGCCUGUCACUCAACAAGAAUUCCACAAACUCUUUUUAUAUGUUGUGGCAGUGGAGAAGGAAUUAGAAUACAUCAGUUUAAAACUAAACCGAGUGAUGAGAAAGUGUUCAGCUCUACAACACUAAGACAAGUGGAGGUAAGGAUGUGAAGCAGCAAUCAUGGAACAUGUCCAACAAAGAACUAUUCAUGUAUUACCUAAACUUAUUUCAGACUCAACUUUAAAAGCAUUAAACAAGCCAGGCAUGGUGGUUUAAUGACUGUAAUACCAGCACUUCAGAGGCUAAAGCAGGAGGUCU
Fukomys damarensis (Damara mole-rat) is the source of this 1209-nucleotide messenger RNA. RefSeq names its product polycystin 2 like 2, transient receptor potential cation channel (gene Pkd2l2). The record is from RefSeq and is a predicted model, not a curated record. The coding region runs from base 22 to 1038 and encodes 338 amino acids. Gene Ontology annotation, cellular component: membrane. Gene Ontology annotation, biological process: detection of mechanical stimulus. Lineage: Eukaryota; Metazoa; Chordata; Mammalia; Rodentia; Bathyergidae. The transcript has 9 exons. Gene Ontology annotation, molecular function: calcium ion binding; calcium channel activity.